GGGCCCCGAGCCCGAGCUGGCGAGCCGAGCGGGGAACCUGUGCGCGGCGCCGCGGAGGCGCAGCAUGUGAAGCCAAGACGGCAGCCAGCGCGGGGCGAUCCUCCCAGCCGGCCGGGAUGGCCACGACGGCCGAGCUCUUCGAGGAGCCUUUUGUGGCAGAUGAGUACAUUGAACGUCUUGUGUGGAGAACCCCAGGAGGAGGCUCUAGAGGUGGACCUGAAGCUUUUGAUCCCAAAAGAUUAUUAGAAGAAUUUAUAAAUCACAUUCAAGAACUCCAGAUAAUGGAUGAAAGGAUUCAGAGGAAAGUAGAGAAAUUAGAACAACAAUGUCAGAAAGAAGCCAAGGAAUUUGCCAGGAAGGUGCAAGAGCUCCAGAAAAGCAAUCAGGUUGCCUUUCAGCAUUUCCAAGAACUCGAUGAGCACAUUAGCUAUGUGGCAACCAAAGUCUGUCACCUUGGAGACCAGCUGGAGGGGGUAAACACACCCAGACAGCGGGCAGUGGAGGCUCAGAAGUUGAUGAAAUAUUUUAAUGAGUUUCUAGAUGGAGAAUUGAAAUCGGAUGUUUUUACAAAUUCUGAAAAGAUAAAGGAGGCAGCAGACAUCAUCCAGAAGUUGCACCUAAUUGCCCAGGAGUUACCUUUUGAUAGAUUUUCAGAAGUAAAAUCCAAAAUUGCAAGUAAAUAUCAUGAUUUAGAAUGCCAGCUGAUUCAGGAGUUUACCAGUGCUCAAAGAAGAGGUGAAAUCUCCAGAAUGAGAGAAGUAGCAGCAGUUUUACUUCAUUUUAAGGGUUAUUCCCAUUGUGUUGAUGUUUAUAUAAAGCAGUGCCAGGAGGGUGCUUACAUGAGAAAUGAUAUAUUUGAAGAUGCAGCAAUACUCUGUCAACGUGUGAACAAACAAGUUGGAGAUAUCUUUAGUAAUCCAGAAACAGUACUUGCUAAACUUAUUCAAAACGUAUUUGAAAUCAAAUUACAGGGUUUUGUGAAAGACCAGUUAGAAGAAUGUAGGAAAUCUGAUGCAGAGCAGUAUCUCAAAAACCUCUAUGAUCUAUAUACAAGAACCACCAAUCUUUCCAGCAAGUUGAUGGAGUUUAAUUUGGGUACUGAUAAACAGACUUUCUUGUCCAAGCUUAUCAAAUCCAUUUUCAUUUCCUAUUUGGAGAACUAUAUUGAAGUGGAGACUGGAUAUCUGAAAAGCAGAAGUGCUAUGAUCCUACAGCGUUAUUAUGAUUCAAAAAAUCAUCAAAAGAGAUCCAUUGGCACAGGAGGUAUUCAGGAUUUGAAAGAGAGAAUUAGACAACGUACCAACUUACCACUGGGGCCAAGUAUUGAUACCCAUGGGGAAACUUUCCUAUCCCAAGAAGUGGUGGUUAAUCUUUUACAAGAAACCAAACAAGCCUUUGAAAGAUGUCAUAGGCUCUCUGAUCCCUCUGAUUUACCAAGGAAUGCCUUUAGAAUUUUUACCAUUCUUGUGGAAUUUUUAUGUAUUGAGCAUAUUGAUUAUGCUUUGGAAACAGGACUCGCCGGAAUUCCUUCUUCAGAUUCUAGGAAUGCAAAUCUGUAUUUUUUGGAUGUUGUGCAACAAGCCAAUACUAUUUUUCAUCUUUUUGACAAGCAGUUUAAUGAUCACCUUAUGCCACUAAUAAGCUCUUCUCCUAAGUUAUCUGAAUGCCUUCAGAAGAAAAAAGAAAUAAUUGAACAAAUGGAGAUGAAAUUGGAUACUGGUAUUGAUAGGACAUUAAAUUGUAUGAUUGGACAGAUGAAGCAUAUCUUGGCUGCAGAACAAAAGAAAACAGAUUUUAAGCCAGAGGAUGAAAACAAUGUUUUGAUUCAGUAUACUAAUGCCUGUGUAAAAGUCUGUGCUUAUGUAAGAAAACAAGUAGAAAAGAUAAAAAAUUCCAUGGAUGGAAAGAAUGUGGACACAGUUUUGAUGGAACUUGGAGUACGUUUUCAUCGACUUAUUUAUGAACAUCUUCAACAAUAUUCCUACAGUUGUAUGGGUGGCAUGUUAGCAAUUUGUGAUGUAGCUGAAUAUAGAAAGUGUGCCAAAGACUUCAAGAUUCCAAUGGUAUUACAUCUUUUUGAUACUCUGCAUGCACUUUGCAAUCUUCUGGUAGUUGCCCCAGAUAAUUUAAAGCAAGUCUGCUCAGGAGAACAGCUUGCUAACCUGGACAAGAACAUACUUCACUCCUUUGUACAACUUCGUGCUGACUAUAGAUCUGCCCGCCUAGCUCGACACUUCAGCUGAAGUUGAGUUGACCAAGGGAAUGUGUUGUACUUCGGCAGACCUCGGUUGACAGAAAGCACAGGCGAUUGCUUAUGACACAGCCAACAUUUUAUGGAAAAAUGACUGUUUGGAAGUAAACAUCAGCCAUACUUACUGUUGAGGUUUUAUUUGAAAUUUGGAUACCACUAGAUAUAUUUUGCUUUUUUUCUCCUAAGUUGAAUUUUUAAUACCAUUUUUGAAUUUAUAAAUUUCAAAAUCUGCAAAAGUUCAUGUCACUGUUUUUGUCCUGGAAAGUGGUAUCAGAAGGCAAGUGAAAUGUUACCAGUGUUCCAGUUAUUGUUCUUUGACAUGUUCCAUUGGGAAAUUUUACCAUCCCAUUUUUGCUUUGGUAACAGGUGAAAUACAGCAAAACUGCAUUAAUUAUUCAUAAGUUUUUAAUGACCAACACUGGUAAUUGUUUAACAGAUUAUUCUAGAUUUUUCAGAAGAAUUUUUUGCCUUUGUCAAAAGGUUAACAUUUAGAUAAUAAUUUAUGUAGUUGGAUUUUUUCUGAUGUGCAACAAUAAUAUAUUCCCAGAAAAAUGUUAUAAACUAAAGUGAUGAAAUGUUUUAUGUAGACAUUAGGAGUGGAUCAGAAUUCAUCUCCUUUCUGAGUAAAACUUAAAAGUUUACUAUUUCUUAUUUGGUAAAUAGAUUUUAAGCCAAUUCUAGCAAGGAGUUAAUAAAAUUACCUUAUUUUACAUUUCCACUUAAGACUUUAACUAAAAGUCCAUAUUUAUUCAUUAUUUUAAUAUUAUAAGGGAGGUAAAAAAAACUGAGGUAUAGCAUAAACAGUGCAUUUGAGAAGUAUUGACAAUAUUUCACAACAAUGUAGUUCUAUUAAGAUUUCAAUUUUACUGCUAACCUUGAAUAAGAUGGGAUGUCUAAACAUGCAGUAGUCUUCUGUUUUAAGAAUUGGCAUUUGGUAGGUAAGAUUAUAUACUCUAAAUGUGGAGACAGCUUUUUCAUAUUUACAGGUUCUGUCAUUGUCCUUUUUCAAGGCAUUUCUGAAGUUGUUCCUAGUUGGAUAUAGUUAAUUGAAUUGGCUUCCUAUGGUGACAUAAUAAAUCGCUUAUGAAAUCUUAAACAUCAGUUGAAAAUUUAGAAAGGCCAUUCUAUCAACCCUAUAAACUUCUGCAAAAAUGCAUUUUAAAUUAUAUGUAGUUUUUCAGUUUCCUUUGUGUUGUUCAUAGUCCUAGGCCUAGGAACAGAUAAACUUUAAUACUUAAUUCAUUCUUGGCAUUUUUUCUUUAAUGGAGGCUUUUUUGGCCUAAUUUUGGAAAACUUUUUCUUUUGAGAGCCUGAUUCUGAAUGGUCAUCUUCUACCGAACCUUCCAUGUCCAGAGCUAACUAACUGCUGUUCAAGUUACCAUCGACUUCAUUUUCUAUUUAGCCCAGUGUUAUCAAAGUCAGCAUAGAAAAUGAAGUAUGCCAACUUUUGUCAAAACAUGUUAGGGCAUUGUGGCAGCAUUAGGAAGCUGUCUGGAUUUGUAUUCCUCAGCCAAGGGAGAGCCAGAACACGUUUUGGAUACUGGAGAAAAUCAUAUGCCUGUACUGUUGCCAUUUUAGAAAGCUCUGAUGUGAAUUCAAAUUAUACCUCUGUUACUUAAAGCCAACAGUUUUAAGGCAGUAGUUUUAGAGGCCAUUUGAACUCUUUGUACAGACAAUUUGUAAAAAAAAAAAAAAAACAACAGAAACAAAGACAAAAAAAAACCUCAAAUAAAAUACAAGAGAACAUUUUAAGACUUCCGAAUCAGAGAUAUGUUUCAAAUUAUUUUGUUUGGACUAAUUUUUUAAAUGUAAAGCAUAUACUUGUUGCUAGAUAUUUUGUUAAUUAUUGUUUCCAUGCUUGAGUUCUGUGCAAUAUUUUCCAUUACGUCCUUUGACCAGGAUAGUGACAAAACUCGUAAGUGAAUAUUUAACUUAGAAGUGUUAACAUUAAUGCUCAAUAAAUAAAUUCCCUGCAGUUGUUUUUUUUUAUUUCACUACAUUUUUACAUUUUAAGGACAUCCAUACUGAAUUUUAUAAAUGAUUUUUUAUUUAAAAUUUUAAGAUAUUUCUUAUUUUUCAUAGAUUUUCUCACUUUCCUUUUUAGUAGAAAAAUGCUGCUCUAUACUUGUAUAACCAAGACUAGAAAUUCAACCUGAACAGAUGGUCUUUCUGUAAGAAAAAAAAAGUGUGGAUGAACAAUAUGCAUUUUUGUGUUGUCAUUUUUAAAGUGCUGUCAUUUUUAUAGCCAUCACAAAACUUUCUCCAAAAUUUAUGGCUCAAAAGAGAUGGUCAAUAUAUCUUUUAUAUGCACAUAGUAAAAUUUUAGGUAGAGAUAGUGGAGAAUGGUAGUUUUAACCAACAUUCAAAUAAGGGGAAUCUUUGCAGUAUUCUAAAUAUUUAGGUAAUGUAUGUUGAAGAUAUGCUCGGAAAUACCGCAGAUUGUUUUUCUAAAACUCAGGUUAUAUGAAAUACGGAAUCUGGUUUAAGAAGGAAGUCUGGCUUCCAUGAAUUAUGAUAUUGAAAAUGAUAGUCAGCCAGAGUAGUUAAAGAGUCCUAAUGAAAAGUUGUUCAAGAACAGCUGGUUCUUUAGAUGACCAUCUGAUCACCAUCAGAUAAUUCUUGGUCUCAUUUUGAAGAUACCAUGGUUGCAAGUCUUUAGGCUCUUCCUUGUUUUAAGAAGAGCUUCCAAAGUAAGUUAGUUUAAAGUUGGUUAAGUUAAAAUUAAUUUAAAGAGGAUUGAUUCAUGUUCUAUUUUACAUAAUUUUCUUUCCCUUUUCAAAAUAUUUCACUUUCGAAGACUGGCCUUCUGAUUCACAGUGAAGUAACCGAGUUCUCAGCCAGUAGAUUAGUACCAAAUGGAAAGUUUACUGCUUCCCUGAGGUUCACUGCCAUGUGGUUAAAUUUGUAUAAGAAUCCAGAUGAAGAGGUGUUGGUUCUUGAAAUGUCACGAAACCCCGUGAGGUGGCCAUGUUUAUAUGCUAGUGGCUGAGGUUCACUCAGUGCGUAAUUUGUGGGUCACUAUACAAGCUCACCUCAGGGAGAUUACCACUAUUUUAAGGCAGAAAUUUCCUGCAUAUUAUCCAAAAACUGCCCACUGAUUCUCUCAGAAGUAGGAGAUGUUUUCCAGAAGCAUACUGAAUUCUCCUGAUUGCUGAUAGGGAAUUUGACACACCAAACAUUUUGUGCUUUCCUCCAGUUUGUGUACUACAUCUCUCUGCUCAAGAUCUGUUCUGUAAUGCAUUAUGAACUUUGGGAGAAAACACCAGUUCAUAUUGUUAGACUAAAUAAUUCUAUCUGAAGUAAAAACAGUCAUCAAUUUAAACAUUUUAUUGCAUAAUAAAGAUAAUGAUAGCUGUACUUAUUGACUUAAAUCCCAUACACUAUAGUAAGUUCUUUGCGUGUAUUAUCUUACUUGAUUCUAAGCCAACACUAGGAUUUGGAAAAUAUUAUUUCCGUUUGACACAUGGAAAACAUAAGGCACAAAAAGGUAAAUAGACCUGUCAUGGUCUACAGCUAGUAACGUGCUCAGUUUGAAACCUGUGUCUUCUAUGCUCUAAACAUUGUUCUGCUAAUGUAACAUGCAAGUAGGUCUUGAGUUUGAUGGGCUCAUUUGUUUUGCUUAAUCUAACUUUCUUUUCAUCCAGUGUUUGGUUCUCAUUGUAGUGUUUAGAUAAUGCAACUGGUAUACAGGGUCAAUAUCUAAUUUACUCAUCUUUUUUUUUUUAAUGUGUUCAGUGGUUUUAAAUUUGGUUUUUUAAAUUGGGUGAAUGGCUGUGAAAUUUCAGUUGAGUAUUGUUUGUAUCUAGUAGAAUUCUUUUCAUUACAAAGUUCUCAGUAUUAUUUUAUAAAAUCAUAUUACUACUUCUGCUUGCUAAUUUUCACAAUAGCCAGAGUCCGGGUGUUUAGUACCAUAUUUUAUAAUAUGGAAAUGAGGAAAUAAGUAUUUGUGUGUUUAAAAACAGAUGAUUUUAAAUGUCACUAGCUUACCAAUUCUGUAAACUGCUUAGUGAAUUGAUAUUUUUAAGUGACUAGUGCUAGAGUGAAAAUGAAGGGCAAAAUAUAUUUAGUGUAUUAGCAGUAGGUAUUUCCAUGUAAUCAAAAUUGCAUGUUAUGUCAGUUACCUUUUAUUUCAACUGCUGAUCAAUCAUUCCUCUUUCCAAACUUAGAGGGGAAACAACUCUUCAAGUGUAUCUGGGAAAGAAAACUGAAACAUUAGAGAAUAAGAAUUUUAAUGGGUGACCUGGAACAGCAAGAUUGAUAACCCUAGGCUUGACAAAAUUCAUAUUUUUAUAGGCCCUGUCUUUUAUCAAUAUUAUUUGGUAGGUACCAUUGAACUUCAGUUGUUGGGGUUAAAUAUCUACUUGGGGGGGUGGUAAGGGAGGAAGACAAGUAAUUAAACACACUUGCUCAUUUUCUAAGUGGUUUAGAAGGUUGCAGUCUGCCUCACCUACAAAGUCAAUUUAAAUAGGAAAAUAUCACAUCAUACUCCAAAUUGCAAAUAACCUCAGAGGAAAGUCAUUUAUUCAGAAGGCAUAGAUUUGCCCUAGGCAGCAGUGAUGCAUUACAAAUAUAUAAUUAUUUGCACUAAUAUUUGAGCAGGUGGAAUGGAUUAGAACACAGUCAACAUUAUGCUGCUGAUAACAUGUAUUUUUCUAUAUUAAUAUGUACUGUGCAACAUGUAUUACAAUUGUCAAUAAUUCAUUUUAGCCAAGAUACUAAUAUUUAUAUUACUGUGUUUAAGAGACAGUAUCCAACUGAGCUACUUUUAAUUUAAAAGUGUGAAACUGGAAUUAAGUUUACUUUCAAAAACCACUUAAAUUAUAAUCAGGGAAAGGUCACUAAAACAUGAAAUUAUCAGUGCCUCGUGACUUAACAGGAAAAAAUAUGGAAGGUUAAGAAUGGGAGUAGAAAUCGAGUGAGGAAGUUAAGUUUCAUUUAUAGCUCAGUUAAGUGAUUCUCUUUGUUUUCAUCAUUUGCAAUGUUAAAAAGGCAAAAACGUUUUGUCCCUUCCAGUGUGUCUUUUUACUAAUAAACUAAGUGAAGACUGGAUCGAAACAAAUCAAAGGAAUUAAUCUCCACUGGUGGAUUUUCAAAUUCUGAGAGGUGGGAAGCCUUCCUUAUACCCUGUAAUCUUAAAUAGGCAGGUGCCUUUGAAUGAGGCUAUUGCUCUUUGCCUGCCUAUCAUUUGAAUCUUUAUACUCUGAGUAACUUUGAUUCCUUUGAACUCUGGCCAUGACUUUUGUUAACGGCUGUUUUAUCAAACCUGCACCUUUUUUGCUGUAUAGAGUAUUAUUCAAAUAGAAUUUGGACAAUACCGGCCUAAUAAAACUGUGAAACUACCUCUAA
Oryctolagus cuniculus (rabbit) is the source of this 7597-nucleotide messenger RNA. RefSeq names its product exocyst complex component 5 (gene EXOC5). The record is from RefSeq and is a predicted model, not a curated record. Lineage: Eukaryota; Metazoa; Chordata; Mammalia; Lagomorpha; Leporidae. Gene Ontology annotation, cellular component: cytoplasm; exocyst. Gene Ontology annotation, biological process: Golgi to plasma membrane transport; exocytosis.